This is a messenger RNA of Pocillopora meandrina, 20661 nucleotides long. The record is from the annotation of a GenBank genome assembly. NCBI's taxonomy places the organism in Eukaryota, Metazoa, Cnidaria, Anthozoa, Scleractinia, Pocilloporidae.
GAAGCCUUUGAUAACUGCUUCAGUAAUGCUGUUGGAGUUUCCGAUUCAAGUAUCAUCCUUGACGGCUUCCUGAGGGCAUCAAGUCAUUAUCAAAGAAACGGUUACAUAGCCCUACCAUCGUAUGGACGUCUGAACGGUACCAGAGGCGAUGGAUGGUGCGCCGAAAAAAAUGAUGAUAAUCAGUGGCUUCAAGUCGAUCUCGGGAAAAUUAUUGAAGUUUGCGCUGUUGCAACCCAAGGAGACAUCAGUGGCAAUCAAAGGGUGAUAGACUUUAAACUAGCGCUGUCUAAAUCCUAUGAGGAAGUAUGGCCAACUUAUAAGGAUGCUAACGACUUAGAAGUGGUACGAUUUGCGCCAAAAUAUUGUUUUACCCCGGAAAAUUGAUCAUUUUAUGAUGGUGUCCAAUAAGAUCUUAAAGUACACGGUUUGAACCCAGGAUUAACUCUAAAUGAAUAUGAAAGCGAUAUUCGCAGUAAUGAAUGCUACUUUAGCAGUUGUCAAAAUAAGGCCCGAAAAAAUAAAAUUCAGGACGUUACGGGAUGACCUUUGCGAUACCGAUGCAAUGCGCUACCAACUGAGCAAACAACCGGGUUAGUUACGUUAGUUACAUUAAUAACGAUGAGAGCAUUUGAUAUUUUAACCCGCUCCUUGUCUACGACUAAGUUCGUCUUUGUCUUCAAUUUAGACAACAAACUACGUCGCCUAUCAUCGGUGUGUAGGUAACGGAAGUUGUUUGGCUGUAGGGUUCACGAGAGUCGCAGACCUACUUUAUUGUUCGGUUUAUGUACCAAACUUAUAGGAAUUGUUUUGCCGUUCGUCGUUAUACAAGCAGAUUGGGAGAGGGGUGUUUCGUCGAAAGAAGUCGUUUCGUAAUUUUUCUUGGAGUGAGACGAUUUUGUUUUCUUCUGAUAAACUGUCUGGUGUGUUACUUAUUAUUACAUGUUAGAAUCCUGAUAGUGGUAACUUUGUGAGAUGUCGGUCCCUUGUUCAGUUAGAGCGAUAAAUGUAUUGCCAACGUAACAUAAUCAAAACUGCAUCGUCUGUUAGUAGGUCGAAAGGAUACGAUCAUCAAUGUACUGCUUCUCAAUUUCGACAACAACAUGGGAAAAAUGGGGGUCCAUAGAUGUUCCAUAUAGCUGUCUGAAAUUUUUAUCGUCAUCAAAAUCGUUUUUUUAAGUAAAAAGGAUUUUCCAAAAUAUGUUACUUCAUCAAAUUUUCUCGUUUUGUUAGAAAUUUCGCAGGGAAGGUGGAUCCAACACAAUUAACCAACAUCCAUUGGAAGUUCCAGUUUAUGCGAGAUACAUUCGUUUUCUUCCAGUUACCUGGGAAGCUCUUAUCUGUCUCAGAGUUGAGGUUUAUGGAUCCGUUAGUAAGUUUGCUAUCUAUAAAUGAGCUUACAAUAAAGAAAAGGAUGGUAGAACUUUUUUUUUUUCCGGCCUAAUCAUGGUGGCAAUUAAUUACGCGUAAAAUGUGUGGAAACUUUAAACGUUAAAAGGUAAACGAAUCAGAUGUAAUUCAUAUGGUGUGGUGCCACUGGGGUUUGUGCCAAAAGGCUACGAUUUAUAUGUUUCUUUUGGUAACUGCUUCAAGAAGUGUUUUGAAAACUUAGCUGUUAUUUCCGGAGAAACUGAGUGAUAGAUGAGGGUAAAAAGUCAAAUUUAAUUAAAUGACUUUUGAGGUGGGGUUGUUCUUGAUGUGGAAAUUGAACUCGUAACUGAGGUCGUCGAGGAGAUUUUUCGAUUUUGCUUGCAAAUAAUUUAGAAACUUUCCAAGCUUCUCGUUAAGUUCAUUGCUGUUUUAUUCCUUGACCUUAUGACUCCUUUUUCUCUCAUAAACCGAACGCAAUAUCACACCUACUGGAAAGAGCUCUCCGUAUUCAAUGCUUUUUACAUUAGUUUUCAUUGAUUCGGUAAAAACUUGGUGUGUAUGAUGUCAAUAUGAUGUAAUGAAACAGAAUAAAACCGUGGAGUGUAAGUAUACUUGACAAACGAAAAAUUAGGGCAAGCUGUAAAUUGACUUGAAGUAGCUAUUGCAAUAAAAACAUGAUAUUUGUGUUUAAUACAAAACAUUAAUGCUACUCAGGGUGUGCAGAAGCUCUAGGGAUGGAGAGCAAGGCCAUCGCCGACAAUCAAAUUAGUGCCUCUUCUCAAUGGGAUCACAAUGAAGCUGCUCAUAAUGGUAGACUUCACUUUAAAGAAUCAGGUGACAAAGCAGGGGCUUGGGUGGCUCGCACAAAUGAUGAAAACCAGUGGCUCCAGAUAGAGCUGAUUAAUCCAAACGUUAAAAUAACAAAGGUUGCAACGCAAGGACGAAACAGUCAAAUUUUUUUGCACUGGGUAAUCAACUACAAUUUAGCUUACAGCAACGAUGGAGUAAAGUUCCACAUUUAUAGAGAACGUGGACAUAUGGAGGCGAAGGUUUGAUAAUUAUCUUAAGUAAUCUUCGUUAAUAGUCCAUCUGUAUUAACUGGGAUUAUAAAAAUAAAUACACUAUAAGAGGCAAACCACGCACUUCUCUAAGCGAUCAAUUCGAAAGUAUAAAAUUCAGCUUAAAUUAAGAGAAACCACUGCGUUGCUUCAUGGAAUAAGCACCAAAGUAUGUGCUGUUCAUUUCCCACAGCCUCCUUCUGUAGGGAAUAAAAUAAUUAAAGGAGUCUAAUUGAAAUUACAGUGGAAAAAUUAAACUCAUGAAUAAGAUAAUUAUAUCAAAAAGCAGAGCAGAGAAUUUUAGCUGCUUCGAUCUCCAUGAUUUAAAUCCGUGGAUAAUCUAGCAUUACAAGAGAUGUUUAAGGCUUGUUUUGGCCUUUCAGAAGGUGACAUUAGUCAGUAUACGAUGUAAAAGCAAACAUGUCCGCUCGAACGUCUAAAGGCGGUGAGGCUGGUUUGACGAUUCUUUAUUGAGUACCAUUUUCUGGAAACAACCGCGUUAAAAAUAGGAUUUUUCGUGCGAUCUGUACCUUUUUCAUUGUAUCAUGUGACAAAUCACGUGACUUGAUUCGGAAUCUCGCUCUUAGCACACUUUUAUCUUAACUGUCGUUCGGAAUAGAGUCUAAAGAACCUCCAAAAAGUGUUAGCUCUCAAUUUUAUAGGAGAAUUAAGUCUUUAAUGUUCUGUAGAUAUUUUCGUUUUUCAAAGACGGAAAGUAAUUUAAGUGAUGAUAACAAAAAUGUGUUGUUCACUUUAAGAAAUAAGGCAUGUUCUCUGAUAAAGACUGACAUUCAUGUCGCGUGGAUUAUGGCACUAACGGAUUCUUGUGGACUAUUUUAAAAUGGUGGAUUUAAAUUUGGCUUAGAUAGUUGAGACAACCCAAGGUCGACGAAUGCAGUGCAUGCAACAUAGGCAGUAAGUUUACGUUUCUCAGAGUGUUAAUUUCAUUCUAGAAUUUUGUUGGAAACACAGACAAAGACACUGUGGUGUACCAUGACCUCUUUCCACCAAUUAAAGCAAGAUAUAUCCGUUUCCGACCAACAGCUUGGCAUGGGUGGAUAACAAUGCUAGUAGAGCUGUACGGCUGUUUAGGUAAAGAUGAUUUGUUGAUAACGAGUAAUACGUUGAUUGACGUGUAAUUCGUAAUUCACUUAUCUUCUACUUGUGUUUCAUCAUUCCAUUCCUUUUCCAUUUUACGCCCAAUACAAAUGCCUCGGUUAGUCUUAAUUUCAUUCUGUCAGUUUUUUUUAAAAUUUAUUUAGUAAUGACUCCAAUAAUAUUAUUUUUCCCUUACGUUUAAAAGUUGAUUAACAUCUCCCGCUGGAAUAUGCUCUACCAUUAAGAUCUACUUCUUUUUGUCCCUUUAUAACUCAGUUUUGGCAAGGAAGGCAGUUGAAUAUAUUCUCUCAAUUAAAACUUUGUGUUUUUUAUCUGUAAAUUUAAAGAAUGUCAAGACCCUUUUGGUAUGGAAAACGGUGCCAUUUCUGACGGACAAAUUACUGCCUCUUCAGAACUGAAAUCAGCUCAUGCGGCGAAUAAGGCCAGACUAAAAGCUUUAGAGGGAACUUGGCUGCCUCUCACGAACAAUGCCGACCAAUGGCUUCAGAUUGAUUUGCUAGAAAACAAUAUCAUCGUAACGAGAAUUGCCACACAAGGACUGAACAACCCUAACAUGGCUAAAUGGGUUACUAGCUACAAUCUACAAUAUAGUGACGACGAAAUUAAUUUCCAUUAUUACAUAGAACAGGGGGAGACAGUAAAAAAGGUAUAUUAGAGUACUACGGGCUAAAUUAGUAUUAUCAACUGAGUUGAAAACGUAAAUUGGCCACCAUAAAGAGUUUCAAACCCGACGUUUCGAGCGUUGGCCCUUCGUAAGAGCAAAGGACCACCGCUCACUUCGCUAUGACGAAAUUACCCUCUUAUACCCUCCCACCGACGCAGCAUCACAGUUUCCUUAUAUUUUUGCCUUAAAAGAAGCUAGUAGUGUAAAAAAAAUCCAUAGAUUGCAUCAUAUAUACCAUGAAUUUGAAUUUUUUUCCUUUUAUUGUUUCAACUCAUGCAUAGUUCUGGAAAAUCUGUAUAAAACAUUCUGAAGUAUCAUUGAAACCUUUUGAAGUGGCCGGGGUGCGCGGUCAGUUAGAUAUGUCAUCGGAAGAAGGAAAAUUCUUUUCAUUUUGGUACCAAGUCUAUACCUCUCCAGACGAACAUCUUGCAUGAACAUUUUAUACUUUUACCACCUCGACGACUUUACUUUUGAAACUACCGUCCCACGCUGACCUAGAACUGCCAUAUCCUCUUUAGUUGCUUUUUACUUUAAAAUAUAAGUAACAAUUUUCAAAAAUUUAGUAAGAUUUAAUUAUCGUAACCUUCUCGAUUGAAGAUAUCAGCAAAUUCUUUUCCAUUUUUGUUUUUAUACAUUAAGGCUUUUGGUGGAAAUAAUGACAGGUAUGCAAUGGUUUACAACGACUUAAAUCCCUCCAUCAUGGGACGUUACGUCCGAUUUCGCCCAAUUAACUGGAACGAGGGAAUUGCCAUGAGGGUGGAGCUGUUCGGUUGUUCAGGUAAUUCUAACAGUUGGACAUAAAGUUUCAUGUUAAGUCGUCACAAAGCCGUAUCUCGUAUGAAACACACCCAAAAGUGACGUGAAAGCCCCAUAUGCAGUUGUAAUCUCCCAUUCCCCGAUGGAAAUUGUCCUUGCAACAUCCUGAGGCAGGAUGAUAAGUUCAAGACAUAGAUUCAUGGGUUCUCAUUCCCGCGGACCAAGGCACCAUUAGCUCCGACUAAGGAACAACUAUCAUCCAACAACAUGCUGGGAAAACCGAGACAGCUCAAGCUAGCCACUUGGCUCAUGAACCUUUUGGUCACAUCGCGUACGCUUUUCUGCUUUUAUAGAAAAAUUUUCCCGAAAAAAAAAGGAGCCUUAUACCAAGUAGAAAAACAUAUCCAAUACAAUCUAUGCGCGAAUUUGUCUAACAGCGUAUUAGUCCUGUUAGGAAACACACGCAUACGCACACUGAAAUGUACCAAGAAUUACGCUCUCUGUACUCUCUAGGACGUACGAUUCGACAGACUGACAAAAAAAAAUGAAAUAAGAUAGGAUAGGCAGGACAGACGCACACAGGUACUUACAUCAUCUGAUAUGAUUUUUGCAGAUGUGGAUGAAUGUCAAGAGCAGAAACACUAUUGUCACGACAUGGCACAUUGUAACAAUACUGUGGGCUCAUUCAAUUGCACUUGUCUUCAAGGAUUUACUGGAGACGGUUUUAUUUGUGUUGGUAUGAUAUUUGACUGACUCCACCUGCUCAAAUAUUUCUCGACUGAAACCGGGAAUACCCGGUUAUAAAGACAAGUGAUUUUCCGUAACCUUCAAACGGAAUGCACAAUUUAAGAUAGGAUUGUCUCAUUUUGUUGUUUAGGAUGCAUAAACGUCUUUUUCCUACUUGCCAAAGAGCUUUGGACGAUAAAAUUUUGUCCCAAGAAAAAAAAAGCUAUUUGAAAGAUCAUCAAGUCAAUAUUUCCUAAUAGGCUCGAAAAUAUGCUCGCAGAUAUUUUCUUGAAAAGUAUGUGUGUUCCCAAGCUCCCAGUUUUCACCGUGCUCGCUCUCGAAAACUGGUACCCUUCUCUGAACAGACGAUGUUCACAGUCAAAUAUUUGACAAUUUUUGAUAUGAAUAACUCUUCAAAGAUUCAUAUGCAGCUCAGCCCAAUCUUAUCCCUACAUGUAUGCUCACAUUUCCUGUGAUAUUAAUGCGUACCUUGGUAUCGUACCCAUUUUCUCAAAUAAAGUGAAUUAUAGAUCACUUUGAACCACGUAACCCUUUACAACUUGACGAGCAACAUUUAACUCCAGAUUUGGAUAGGGCAUGUGUUACGAUAUGUACAAUUUGAUUGACAGCUUAGCUUAUUUGGUUAUUGGCUUAAUUAAAAAUAGGCAGUGAUUUCACUGCUAGUAGUUGCGUGCCUCCUUCUUGUAGUAUAGAACAACACGAAACAGUAUGCUAUACAAUAUUUUCCAACUCCGACGAGAUCGUUCCAUCAAUGAUGGUUUAUUCUCAUGCAGAAAGAUAAUGCGUGCCAGUACAAAAAAUGGGUACCAAGAAUUCCUUGUUGGAUUUUCAAAAGACUCGGUAUUUUGCGAGUUUUGCUAAUGUUUUUUAGUUUUGAAAUUUAUUUAGGAAAUGGAAAAUUUCACUAAUCAUCACUGAGAAACGUAUGCCUCAACAAGUAAGCGCGUUGAAGAUUUGGAUGUUUGGUCUUGUUUCCUGUAUCAUUUUUGCCUCCUCGUUUCAAAAUAAAGUCAAUGUUUUCUUUGAGGUUAGAAACGAGGGCCAUUUUCCAAAUUGGAUCAAAACAACUUCUUGUUUCACUUCAUCUAAUGCAAGCUGUUAUUUACUUUUAUAAUGACCUCUAAAUCCAUAGAUAUAAACGAGUGUAAGGAAAAACUGGAUGACUGCGCUCCUGAGGCAAAUUGCUCUAAUGGAAAUGGAUCAUUUGUAUGUACAUGUUUACCUGGAUACUCUGGAAAUGGACGAUUUUGCAAUGGUAUGUAUAACAAGCUCAAUUCUUUGGCUCACCUUUACGAACUCUACCGCUGACAUUCUGAAGGAAUUGUUAGCUAAACGUUCUGGUGAACUUUGACAUUACGUCGAUGAAACUGUUAAAAAAAGACCUUAGAUACUCAUGCGACUGGAAAUGUUGAUAAGAAUUAAAAUAAUAACCUUGAUUAAAAGACAACAAUGAUAAUGGUGAUAAUAAUAACAAUACUAUUGACAGAAUACCUGUCCUUACAAUAUGGAAAUUUUCAAAAUGUAAUCUUACAGCUUUUGAUGUUUAUGAAUAAGAUCUGUUUCAUGACAUUCUUUAGAACAAUUUAAGAGUCACUUGAUAAUCAUCACUGUCAAUGACAAAACAUCAUUCAUGUCCCAUUCUUCUGGAUAUGAGCCAUGAGAAAAAUUAUGAGGUGUUUUUUUCUUUGUUUGUUUGUUUCUUGAGAUUAGGUUUGAGAGCUAUAUAGUCCUAAAUACGUAUUUCUUUUUUCUGUAGAUAUUAACGAAUGCAACACAAAUGUGCACAACUGCAACCCAUGGGCAGUUUGUAAUAACACAAUUGGAUCUUUCAAUUGCACAUGCUUCAAAGGAUAUGAAGGAAAUGGUAAAAGUUGUGUUUGUAGGAAAUAUUUUCCAGAGCAAUUCUUUCUUGUUGUCUGUUAUUUAUUGGGGCACUCAUCCUUGUAAUAGGACUGAAACACAUUUAUUAAAUUAUGUAGAUGUCGAUGAAUGUGCAACCUCAGCUCAUAACUGUCAUGGAGUUGCUCACUGCUUUAACAAUCGGGGAUCCUUCAGUUGUGAGUGCCGCAAAGACUACAUUGGAGAUGGAAUAGCAUGUGAGCCGAACGGUAAGAUUCAAUUUAAAUUUCAGCGAAACAAAACCGGGAAAAAACUAAUCAGUUCGUUAAGUUCUUUAAAUUUCUAUAAUCGAGCAAGGUAGUCUGAGUAGAAUUAUCAUAUUUAUUUCAAGGUUUGAUAAAAGUGAACCCAGCCUUAGAAUACUUUAUAACAGAAGCCCUGGUGUGAAACACCAGAAGAUAAUUGAGUUUGUUGUUAAAAGCAUGUUACAGAAAGCUUGUUUCUUUGAGGUUGAAAGCUACCUGCAGAUGUUUUUCCAAUAUAUUCUUAGGAGACUUCUCGGUGACCAUCAGAAAUAUUUCAAAAGACAAGUACCAUGCCACACCUGUAAGUCGUUCAGUCAAAAAGGUCCAGGAAGCCGUGAUACAGGGUCUAAAUGAAGACUUGACUGUACUGAAAAGCACUUUCGAAUGGAGCGUGGUUAGUGAGAUGGAGCUUGCUUCUUCCGAGUCAUCACUAGGUACUUUAGUUAGUCAAGGAACAACGGAGUGGACAAUAAACAGACGAUCCAUACCAGCAGGUAUCUACCAGGUCAAAUUCAAUGCUACAAUUACAGUUGGAGAUCAAGAAUCCUCACGGAUGCUCAAUGCUUUUGAUUAUGGUUUCAUCGAGGUUAUUGCAGCUCCAGUGCGAGCAAUCAUUGAUGGGGGAAGCAGUGUUCGAUGGGGAUCCAAAAACAUUGUGACUGUGGAUGGUUCCCUGAGUUACGAUGCUGAUGUUGGUCCUGGAAUACAUACUGGGCUCAACUUCACGUGGACCUGUCGGAAUCAAACUGGUGUGAGCAACACUUGUUUCGGUUCCUUUCAUGGUGAAGGAAACUUAAGCUCCACAAUAAUUAGAAUUGAUCCUGGUCGACUUGAAACCGAUAAGACUUACUUCCUACGACUUACCGUUUCCAAGGAUGUAAGAAGUUCAUUUGCUAAAAUGUCCUUUGCCAUAGCUGCUGGAGAGGUACCUCAGGUGACUCUCAGGUAUUUUUUUUCGAAUUAUGACAAACCAAUGUUCACAGGCCGAUUCUAAAGUACUUGGGAAAAUAUUUUGAUCUUCGAGAGAUUCGAGGAAGCAGACACUGGUAUUUACAUCGUUAUUGAAAGAUAAGAUUAGAAUCUUAAGAAUAAUUUCAACAAAUUGGAAGUAAGAACUUGAUUAGGUAUCUCAAGGUUUGGCCAACGUGCAGUGCAGCUAUUAAAGACCUGCUCCACUAGUGACGGGUAGGUAGUGAUUUCUAGGAGUCAAAUCGCCAUGCAACUGAAACACUUUUUUUAAGCGCGUGGGCAUAUUUGAAUUCAACUAUAAAUCAAUAAGUGCUAUUGAAGCUGCAACUGUUUUGAUAGUUCUCCUCACUGCUCCUUGCUUUUGUUUAUGUUUGUGUAUGUUCUUUUUUUGUUAUUAUUUUUGUUUUUCUUUUUGCUUUUAUAGUUUAUUUUUUUUCUUAGAUGCUUUGUGGAUUGCGGCGCAAUAGUGUCUGCAUCAAACAAGCUCCGGGUGACAUCAGAGUGUCUUAACACUCCUUGUCAUGGAUCCACUUAUGAAUGGCGCUUGUCCAAAUUGAAUGGUUCAAAAUGGGUAAACCUACCUAUUUUGCCCAAUAUGACUUCCACUGCUGUAAAUGCUACUAAUAUGAUCAUCAGAAAGAAUUCAUUACAAUCCAAAUCAAAAUACAAUCUAACAUUAUUCGUAAAAUCUUGGGAGGGGACAUACGGGUUUUCUAUGCUCCUCUUUGAAACUGCAGGAGAGCCGCACAGUGGUUACUGCACGCCGUCAGUCUCUGAGGGCGUUUCGCUAGAGACCGAGUUUACUUUCAAGUGCUUCGAUUGGCAGGAUGCAAGCUUACCACUCACUUAUGAAUUCGCCCAUGGAGAGGAGCUUAUAUCUUAUGGCACAUCACCCUCGUCUGUAUCGACAGUGUUACCGACUGGAUUACCGGACAAAGAUUAUCUGCUAGAAGUCACUAUUGUUAUCAAAAAUGCAGUUGGGGUAGCUGUUGAACAGAAAUUAUUUGUCAAGGUGCAGUGAUUGAUAUUACAAAGCAAGAAAAAUUCGGAACUCAACCAAAGAUUUCCAUGUUUUAAAAUUUUGAUCUAUAUAAACAGUAUGUUCUAGGUUUUUUCUGUACCUACUAACCCCUAGAGUUUUUCUUCCAAGAUCCUCCAUUAUCACGGCAUCGUUGCUAGGAUCCAUUUAAAAUCUGUAAUAUUAACUACAACGCCUAAGAAUUCUUACCCCUAAGAAUUCUUACCCCUAAGAAUUCUUACCCCUGGACACAAAUUUUCGAUUCUCCUCACAAAAGACUACAAUAAAACCUUUCCUCCGCAGGUAAAGCCAUCAUAUAGCCUUGAUCCGUGUGUUUCAUCACCCGAGCAAGUUGCAAACAAGUUAAAAAGUUUUGUAGUCAUGGAGGGUAAUAAGCUUGAUGGAUUUCUCAACAAAGGUGAACUUAGCCAAGCUGUUCAACUCGGUAUAUCUGUCAUAAAGUCUGCGAAUGAAAAAAGCGAAUGUGAAAAAGAACUGGACCCUCAAGACAAAGCUUUGGUACGUGAAAAAGAACUGCUUAAUUGUAAUAUGCAAGACUUAAACAUGUUUACAGUAAUUUCGUUUUCAUUAUCUGUAUUACUACACAAUUUUAUUGCGAUUUCUAUUUAUCUUGAGUGGUAGGUGAGCGUUGAAUAUCUUUAACACAAUUCUUUUUGUAGAUCUUCAGCACAUUAAUUACGAAGUUUACAGCCAUAACACCAGAGAAUCUUGAAAUGUCUCGCCUGGUUAUGUCAGUGGUGAGCUUAGCUAUGGGUGCUGAGGUUGAUGUCAACGAUAACAGCAAUAAUGAAAACCUGGUGCGCCCUAUAAAUAUAUUGAAUUUUUCCUCUUUUUCUAUACUUUUUGAUUGAAACAUAUUCGAUAAAUCAAUUUUGGCUUGUGCAUGGUAAUGGGAAACGAACUGAUCUCUGUUGCAAGUCCAUUAAAGUGAUAUUGAGUUUAAGCUAAUGCCUCCCUAAUAAUAGAUAAACUCGACGACUAACUGAGCAAUGCUCACUGUGUUUGAGCGAAAGAGUCUCUUACUUGCCCCUAAAGCACUCUGAUUACAAAAAAAUGAGAAAUUUUGACCUGAAGAUAACAACGAGAAAAGUAACGAUGUCAAACCUACAGGUAAACUUAAUUAAAGAACUUGCGUUUGACUUACGUUAGAAUCUCAGAAAAUGCCUUUUUUUUGUUUUUUUUCCCCGAACAUUGUGAUCCGUUUUCUUGCUAUUAAUAUUCCGAAGAGCAAGAUGAUUCGUUGAUAUUUUAUAUAUAUGUAUAUAUAUAUAUUUUUUUAAUCUUUAAUUUUUUAUUAUUUUUUUUUUUUUAACAGGAGUUGACAAUGCAAUUGACCGAGAGUACUUCAAAUAUGAUGAUCUCUACCCUUAACGAUCCAGAGGAGCCUUUUACACCGGUGUUGGAACUAACAGCUUCAAGUGUUACAGGCUGUCUUGCAAAUGUUCUGAAGUCUGCCGCAGGCUCGAGUCAAGAUAAAGCCGAGUCGGCAGCUACCACGCCAUCUCAAGAGGUACGGUUUGCAAACGCAGCUUCCACAAUAAAAAUGUAUUCCCCCACGUAUUCCCUUGCUGGAAUAAGUUUUUUGACGACAAUUUUUGAUGACUCGUUUUAUAGGGCUAUGAAGGAAAAUUAAGAGUCUAAGGAAAUCUAACAGUCAUUUUUCAAACACGAUGUGGCUUACAAUCUCUCUCUCUCCUUCCAGUUUGUAAAAAAGGCCUCCGAAAUACUGAGCAGCAUGAGUGAUGCAUUUCUUGGCCGUUUGGUGCCAUCAGAAGAUCUGGUCCUAAAAACUCCUAACUUAGCAAUAUCUCUGAAAAAGGUCACGGCCAAUGAUGCCAAAGGACUCAGCAUGGGAGAUGGGCCAAGUAAAUUCAAACUCCCCAGCAGCCUUGGAAAUAUAGGUAGUGGAGAGAUAAAUGUAAAGGUAUGAUGCCAUUCUUAUCUUCAUCUUUUAACGAAUAUGAGAAAAGACAAAGGUCAUUAGUAAUCGCUGAUAAUGACGUUAGGUUGUUCUUUAAGAAAUUCAACUGCAUGUAGUUUAUUCGCGCGAUAAAAUAUGAAAGCAAUCUGCAUUGAUCUUCUCUGAAUUCAGAAGACAUAAUUUCGUCAAUUCAAUUGACCGAACAACCAUAGCUGAAGUCAUCACAAGAGUCAGUUGCCAGAGUUGGAGAGUCAGACUCUAACAGACUGUGUCCUAUUUCAGAUGCAAGCUGUUGAUUUUAAUCCUUUUACAUGGGACAAUAGCAGCAAGAAAAUCAAAUCAAGCGUCACGAGCCUCGAGCUUAAAAGUAACAGUGCAGAAAAGCUAAAUGUGUCAAAUCUUGAUAGUGACAUCGAGAUCGUCAUUCCGAUUUCUAAUCCACCAAAGAACGCCAGCAACACAACACAACAUUAUUUCCUCAAGCCUGACCGCACAUCAUUCCGAAGUUAUUACGCAGACCUGGCCGACGUCCCUGUCUCUUUAAGCUUGGGUUUGGCCAUAACAGGAGUGCAAAUUGAAAUGCGGAUUAAAUUUGGACAGCGACCAACGAUGGUGGACUUCGACCACAACUUUACCUUUGCGUUUAAGUCUAAAUGUGACAACCAAACAGUUUUUGAUACAACCUGCUUUACCAAAGGUGGGUCUGUUAAAGUAACGCCUUCUAAGCCGGGUUUUCUCUACGUGGGCUUGUUGGUCAAAGGCUCUAAGAAUGAAAGUCAACAUUUAAGGCAAAGAAGAUCAUGUUUCGAUCAUCAUCGCGAAAGACGGUCAUGUGUCGGCGUUAAAGAUCCACCACCGAAAGGAGUCCCUAAAACUAUGGUUCCGCAAUAUGAUCCAAAUACAGACGUUAACUACACUUUAACCAUCAGCCAGUCAAGCUGUUUGUAUUGGUCAGAGAAAACAGAAAAAUGGACUGCGGAAGAUUGCAGGGUAAAGUAAAUAAAGCAAAAAUUUUCAACUCCUGAUAAACCUAUACAUUAGGUAGGUGAAGUCCUUCGUGUCUCAUUUUUGUCCACAACGAGGAAACCUACUAGCUCUGUAUUAAAAGUAUAUCAACUGGAAACAAGUUUUUGAUUCCAAACUUUCGGGAUUUUGUAGUCGAGGAGACGAUACUCCUUGAAAGGUGCGUCUUUUAGAGCUUAUGCCAAAACCUAGCCAUAUCCGAUAUCAGUUCCUUUUCUUGCGGACUGAGUUAAGGUUGGUAACUUAAGGGGAAAUCGAUUUACCAAAACUCUUUACGUUGAAUUUGGAUGAUAUCUUUGAGGACAUUUAUAUCCACAGGUCAGCCAAGAUUCAAACACCACGCAUCUGGUAUGCCUGUGCAAUCAUUUGACAUCUUUUGGUGGAAACUUCAUCCAAGCACCGAAUCCAAUUGACUUCGACAAAGUUUUUACUGAGUUUUUAAACCUUGCUGAAAGUGGCAAUAUUUCAGUACUUGUGACAAUUACUUGUUGUUUCCUUCUGUACUUCGUCGUAUUGAUCGUUGCAAGAAGAGCCGACAAGGGAGAUGAAGAAAAAGUAUGGUCAUGGCUGCUAGUACAUCUAAUUCAAUAUUUUUAUUCCUAAAUAGACUGAUUUUUUCUUUUUAAGCUACUAUUGAAAUAUAAAUCAAACGUGCUACGUUCUUACCGGUAGAUGUCAACCCUCAGGUGAGUAUUAGAGAUUAUUUUUAACACCAGAAUAUAUCCUUCUUUUCAGAUUUGCCCUCCUAGAUUGAUAUCAGUUGUUAAGGGAGGAACAUAUUACUACGAUAUGGUUAUAAGCACCGGAGUUUGGAAACAUUCAGCAACAACAGCUAACAUAAGCAUUAGUAUCAAGGGCGACAAGAACGAGCAGAGUCAAAUUCCAUUGCGAGAGAAAGGGGACACGAGCCAGUUUUUCGGACGAGGGAGUAUCAAUAGCUUUGUUCUGGUGGUGGCUGAAACCAUUGGCACAUUAAAAGAAAUUACUUUGGAACACGACAAUUUGGGUGAUAACCCGUCUUGGUUUGUGGAGACUGUGGUCAUUAAAGACCGGCAGACGGAAGAAAGCUGGGUGUUCCCCAUUAAUAGAUGGCUUGCGUUGGAGAAAGGCGACGGUCAAAUAGAGGUUACUGUGGACAGCGCUACUUACUCUGCCUUCUCGGCUCAGGUUCGUUCGCGCUUUGCUCGAAAAAUUGCCGACAGUCACCUGUGGAUGUCAGUGUUUGGAAAAGCAUGUAGCAGCACCUUCACACGUGUGCAAAGGGCUUCAUGUUGCCUUUCAGUUCUGUUUAGUGCAAUGAUAGCUAAUGCCAUGUUCUAUAACAUUGGUGGUGAAUCCGAUGGUACUAUACAGGUUGGGCCUUUUAAGUUUUCUUGGAGACAGAUAGUCAUCGGAGUACAAAGUGGCAUUAUCAUUGCACCUAUAAACAUAAUAAUUGCCUUCCUCUUUAAGUCUAGUAGACCGAGGAAGAAAAGGAGUGACACAUACCAAGUGACAGACGAGGCCCAACGACUUUUGGAUGAAAUAACGGACACUGGCUGUAUGCUUCCUCAUUUCUUUGUCUAUGUGGCCUGGUUUCUCUGCUUCUGUACGACAAUGGCAGCAGCAACGUUUACGCUGUUUUACAGUCUGAUGUGGGGAAAGGAAACCUCUGAGCAAUGGCUUGCUUCCAUCUUGAUUUCCAAUGGACAAGAUAUUUUCGUUAUGCAGCCCACGAAGGUUAUGAUAGCAGUCAUCGCUAUUUCCUUUCUCCUGAUCAGAAAGAAUAAGGACCAACGUGUAGAAAAAAAAGAGGAAAUCGCAAUCGAUCCAAUUUCAAUUAGAAUAGACUUUGUAGGUGAUGAUCCCAAACAGCGAUUUAAGAAAUAUCAGCGGGAAAAGAUGAGGGAGAGAUCAAAAAAAGAAGCUCAGUUAACAAGCAUGACAAGAGACAUUAUCCUUCAUCUGAUAUUUAUGUUUCUUCUGGCUAUCGUUUCUUAUGGCAACAAGAAUGGAAAUCGUUUCCUGAUGACAAAUGAGAUGAGAAAUCGGUUCACUAAGUUCAAUGUGGUAAGAUUAUCGUUUUAGCCAAAACACACUUUCAAGUUUAUAGUUAGAAGGCAUUUUUGUCAUUAUUGCCCUCUUGCAAGACAAUCCUAAAACCGUUGAAGAAUUGAAACGACCUUUAAAAGAAAAAUUAGAACCAAGGUGAACCCUUUAACUCUCAGAUCAAAUCUGUAAUCUCCUUACUGUCAACCAUACUAUUCUUAUAAAGUUAGUUCGGAGAAUUUAGUAUUAGAUCAACUUAGUAUCCCCAAAUUGAUAUUUUUCUUUAUUCUCUUUACUUAUCUGGCUGAUAUUGUAAGGAGAAAUUCUGUGUUGGUCACUCAUGGGAGUUAAAGGGUUAAAGCAUUGAUCCCUGUAGGUGAGCUGCAAUUAGAGAAAGAAGGCUCUAAGGCUUCGACAGGAUGUCAAUCUGUGCCUUCCACAUCCCAACUGAUCUACAAAGCCAUAUGUUGGAAAAUGGCUAAUUGUAGUUAGUUUUUCACUCCCGGUAAGGAAUCUGAACACUUUUGAUUAAAAAUACAUUUCAAUUUAAAAAAUAAAGUAUUUCAAUCAAAUGCAAGAACGAAUACAGUACUGUGAAAAAGUAAUGCAAACGAUUAUCGCGUUUAUCGCGCUUUAUUCUUCCGAUAUAUUGUUGAUUUUCUUGACACCUUUAGAACGAUAAAUCGACGAGAUAUCGGAACUUUCCUGCGAGAUCUCGUUCCAACGAUAUAUCGCUAAAACGAUAUAUCGUAGAGCGUGAGGAACAUCAUCACGAUAUAUCGCUUCAGCGAAAUAUCGUUUCAGCGAUUUAUUUUUACAGCGAUUUAACAAAACAACAUAAAAAUAAUUUGGUUGAAGAACAUAAUACAUUUCAUCUAAGUAACUCUGUGUGAGGGUUACUUUUUGUCCGGGUCUGAUAGGAGACGGAUCAGCUAUGUCCGAUCGAGACACUUCAGAAUACUGACUUCGGCUCCACUUUACUUGAACGAGUGUUUCUUCAAUGUUUUUUUUUUCAUUUUGGUUCUUUGUGCAAUGGUGGGAACUGUUUAUGUUAAAUGAAUUAGGUUUUCCCCUCUUCUAGAAAUUGAUGCCCGUAGAUGGAUCGAGAUUUUUAUCAGAUGACUGGUUCCUACUUGGUGUUUUGUUCUCCAUAACAAUAGAGGCGUAGGCUUCAUGAGAGCUUUUCAUAUUUAAAUUAACUACACGCGAAAGGAUGUGAAAAAGGUGUGAUAAAGCGACUUAAUUUUUUGAUAGAGUUAAUGGAACCGCGGGCUAAUUUCGGUCCUUGGAUUGUUAUGUGAGUCGGCGGGUAAUUUGAAAGUGCUAAAAUUCUUGUUUUUGAGUUUAAUGAAAUAUGCACACACGCUUUUGUUUUUGUAGCACGUGCAGAGAAUAAGUAAGGAAACAAGGAAUAUCAAUGCCCGAUUCUGUUAGCUCUUAAUUAACCAUAUUGUAUUUUUUGGAAGAGCGAGGUUCAACUAAAACAAAGUUUUUGUCUCAGUUUUGGUCUCGUGCGCGCAAAAAAGGUAAACGUAUUGAUGAUAUGACCUACACAUGAGUAGCCUAUUCUUUAAUGUUUAAGAGAGCGGUUCAUAAAAGUGCCAAUAUUCUUGUUUGUCUGUUUGUUAAAUUGAUCAACAAUCAUAAGUUUUUGUAAGCAUAAAAUAAUAGGGUACAUAGAAGGCAACUUUCACGGUGUAAGUCGUGCAAAGACUGUUUCACUAAUAAGAUAUCAAGAUUAUUGUUUUUUUUUAAGUGUAAAAAAGGCAUGUAGUUACAGUUUUAGUCGUUUUAAUAACCACUGUUAAUUUUUUAUUGGUCAAUGACUUUUGUGAAAUUUGUGGCUCCUAAAGGAGCCAUUUUGUUUUGAGUUGUGAAAUCGAUCUUUAAAAUUGCGUUGCUGCUCCUUUUGCCUCCACUACCGCUGGGACGACUUUCUUGAGCACAUGGUCGAUGUACUUAGUGCAUUUCUCUUCCGUCACCCUCUCAGCCCAAAACGCCUUUAUUCCGUCAACCAGGUCUUGUUUGUUUUGCGGCUUCACUUUCGAUUCUAAGUAAAAUUUCAGUUCGUGCCCUAAGUUCUCGAUGGGAUCUAAAUCCGGACUCUCUAGGGGAGUACGCCACCAGUUUAUAUCAUUCUCCUCGAAGAAGGCCCUCGCUCGUCUUGACGUAUGUUUGGGAUCAUUAUCCUGCAUAAAUUUGUGGUCUGGCAGCGUCUGAUUGAUGAAUGGUCUCCAGAAUACGGCAGUGCAGUUCUAAAUCCAUUUUACCAUCGAAUAUGCAGUUAGUAGCUCCCUUUCCGCUGAUUUCUGCCCAUACGUGUAAUUUAAGUGGAUGUUUAGGUUUCGAUGUUCUUUUCAAUGGCUCGUCGACCUUUCGGUAACAUGUACGUCUGUAUUGUUCCAGGGAGACUGAGCAUUCAUCAGAGAAUGCAACAUUAUGGAAUUUAUCACCGGAAUCCAGGAUUUGUUGUGCAUACUCUAGUCUUUUUACCUUAUUAGCUACUCUUAUCAGUUGACAGUAGUGGGUGCGCUGCAGUGUCUCUCCCUGUUUGGCUCGCGAUCUUUGCACAGUUGAGGAGUUCACAACGAUUGCACGCUUGGCCAGUUGUUUUUGAAUCUGAAUGCUUGUUGCCUCGUCUUUUGUACGCAUUUGCUUUUUAAUAAGAGCUUUAGCAUCUGCUGGAAGCUUUGUCGGCCUUCCUGAUCGAAGGCGGUUUUCAGUGGAUCCAGUUUUCUGUAUUUUGUUGAUGAUCCUGGUGACACUUGCUAGGCUUCCUUGUAGAUUUUCGCUUCUCAAGGCUUUCAAUAUUUGUACGGGAUAAAAUACUUCCUUAUGGUGACAAGCAAUUCUUUUUCUCGUAGAUAAAGUAACCAUCGCUUAUGGUUAGGGUUAGGGUUAGGUUACGCUAAAACUGACUGUCAACGGUAGUGUCCCGCAGGUACAUUAUAUGCAAAUACAGGUUGGUUUCCAUGGGGAUGCAAUAACACAUCGCAACGCGUUAAAAAAAAGUAAGCUUUGCACCCUCCCUGAGUACCGUUUUCACGAGCUGUCUUUUUCUCGCUCUCGCUAUUCUCGUUUGUUCGAUAGUAUCAUAAUAAAUAUAGUAUUUCUUAUAAUUUGUUCUAUUUUGUGUAGUAGCGAACUUGCUUAACUGAUGUGCAGCGAACGUGUGGCAAACUUCGACCAUAGCCGACUCUGUAUGUAGCGAAACUGGCUUAUAUUCAUUAUACUGCCCUUUUCACGCUGAUGAAACAGACUUCGAAAAGAAUGAUACACUAGAUUUACUUUCCUACCCACUCAGACAGUAUCAGUCUGAUGAAAAAUUCGCCGAGCGGCGCAAUGUUGCCUCACCGAUCUAACACUUAGCCACUGCGAUAUCCUACCGACGCAAACCAUAUAUCGCUAUGCUGCAAUGAUAUGUCGCUUAGUUUAAACGAGAUAUCGUUAGGUGGCAGCGACAUAUCGCUGAGCUCAAAGGAUAUAUCGCUAAGGGAAACGAUAAUUCGUGAGGAGCUCAACGAUAUAUCGGCAAUAUCCCGCAGUUGUUAGAACAAUAGCCCUGCGAUAGAUCGCCGAUAUCUCGCGAUUAUCGCGAUAAACAACGAUAAUCGUUUGCAUUACUUUUGCACAGUACUGUAUUAGGAUCCGCCUUUUUUUUUUUCUUAAACUAUUGUUUUUUUUUCAAUUUAAAUAUAUCAUCCUCAUCAGAUAACAAUGUCAACAGCUUUCAGAGUAAUUUUUUUUAUUUUAGGUAUCUGAUGCACAAAGAUUUGAAGCAUGGUUAAGGAACGAAUUUCUAUCGAACAUUUAUAAUCAGGUUUGGUAUAAAGGACUUAAAGAGAAAAACGACGUGUACAUCGAAAACAAAAUGUCCAUACUGGUUGGAAUGCCCUGGUUGCGACAGCUCAGAGUUAAAAGAGGUACUCAAUUGAGAUUGAUCUAUUUUCUUUUUUUCUCUUUUUUUAAUGCACAGAAUAAGUUUCGAAGGCUCUUGUUGCAAAGUGCAUAGACCAAUGAAACUCAAAUUAUAGGAAAUGUAUAGAACGCCCUAUUUUGAACUAAUGCGGCAUACCCACUUCUACUAAGCGUAUUUUCUUCUUAUUAAAGUCAGUUUUCACCUUUGAUGAUCAUACUGUUGCUCACUUCCAGGUGUGCUGAAAAUUAAUCGAACAAAAUCUUCCUAUUUACACACCUUGGAAAUCACUGGAUUUUUCAAUAGGACAUUGAUUUUGAGUUAUAAAUCUUAAAGAAUCAGUUUGUGUAUUUUCUUUUCACCGUAACGUCAUUAAUAGAAGCUUAAGGUUUUAAGUUCUGACUUUGUAUUUUUCCUUCAAGGUUCCUGCGAAUCCCCUCCUAAAAUCAUUUCAACUUGCUACUACGAAUAUUCCUCAGACAGUCAGGACACUACUCUCCUAAGCCUUCCCGGCUGGAAGCCUCUUCCCUUCAACACAUCGUGGCCAAAUGCUUUAGAAAUGUGCCCGAAACCUUGGCGAUACCAAUCAGCAGCAGAACUUUGCAACCAUCCUAUCCAGGCCGCAUAUAAUUCAUAUGAAGGGGGUGGUUAUGCAGCUGUCAUGGGAUAUGACGAAACCACUGCACAAGGUGUCCUCGACGAAACUAUCGGCCACGGUUGGCUUGAUCGCCAGACUCGAGCUGUAAUUCUAGAGUUUGCUGUUUUCAACGUCAAUACAAACUUGAUUAGCGUCGCCACAUACUUUUACGAGGCCAUAGCUACUGGUGCAGCCUACACUACAAGUAGAAUUGAAACACUCGAGUUGUACAGCACUGAGUCAGGAGCUCUGAUGUUUUUCUUAAUUGGCCAGUUUCUGUUCAUGGCAAUGGUUCUCUUUUACUUCAUAGUUAUGUUAGUUCACCUUUAUCGACAACGCUUUGGGUUCUUCAAGUCUGUUUGGAACAUUGUGGAUUUCUCCUUGAUAAUUUUCUCUGUAGCAUCUGUAGCAUUCUACAUGAUCAGAGCUAAAAGCGUUUUGAACACUAUCAAAUCUAUUCAAUCAAAUCCAUAUGAAGUCAUGCAUUUCCACACAGCCUUGGAUUGGCUUACCCUGGAAAAUGCAUCUAUUGCUGUUGCUGUUUUCAUGGUGACAGUCAAGCUUCUAAAUCUAAUUCGUUUUAAUCCACAUGUGAUAUACCUGUUUUCAUCUUUUCGGCAGUCUGUGGGCUAUCAGCUCUCGUAUGUGUUCUUCUUUCUGAUCGUGUUUAAUGCAUUUGUCGUAACAGGUAUGCAGUUAUUUGGUGGUAUAGUCCUUGAAUAUUCUAGUUAUCUUAAUGCCGUAAUGUCUCAAUUCGAAUUCCUGUUAGGAAAAGCGGUUCCGUUACAAGCUCUGCGGAGUGACAAACCCUUUAUGGGUCCUACUUUUGUAUUUUUGUUCUGUCUAUCCACUACUAUUUUCCUAAUGAAUAUGUUAGUUUCUAUACUCAAUGAGUCCUAUGGUGACGCCAAAGCAAACGCCGAGGAAAGCGCAGAAGAGCUUAAAAUGGCGCGCUUCAUUGAAGAACGUGCAAUGGAAAUGUUUCAUGAAGGGAGCAGUCGGACGGAAUUUAGGUUAUUUUGUGAUGAGACAACUUUUGUUAACAUGUGCCUUUUUGAAGCAGAGCCCUUCUGUUUGAAUUCUGAAGCUAUUAUCCGGAGCACAGAGCUACGAAUGGAAAACGUGGAGAAAAGAUUGUUUGCGAUCACUAAACGAACAGAGAGCAUGAAAGGUGAUCUCUUACAGGAGGAAAAUGACUUUAUGGAUCUCCUGCACACAAUAGCAAAUUCGUUUGAACACGUUUCAGACAGACAAUCGGAGGUUAAUCCCUGA